Messenger RNA from Cyprinus carpio (common carp), 1800 nucleotides. Its product is annotated as protein yippee-like 5. Lineage: Eukaryota; Metazoa; Chordata; Actinopteri; Cypriniformes; Cyprinidae. The record is from RefSeq and is a predicted model, not a curated record.
CAUUAAAUGUUACAAAAAGAUGUUGUUCCUCAGUGUUUCUGUCUUGUUUUCCAAAUGACACGACUCCAGUAAAUGAAACUGUAUCAUGAUUUAACAAUCUUCAGACAUUUGUAACUGAAAGGACACACAUAUUGAGGAAGAGCAGUGUAUGAUGUGAUCAGAAGGUGUGUUUGUGUGGAUCAUGGGCCGCAUCUUCUUGGAUCACAUCGGCGGCACGCGCCUCUUCUCGUGCGCGAACUGCGACACCAUCCUGACCAACCGCUCCGAGCUGAUCUCCACGCGCUUCACCGGCGCCACCGGACGCGCCUUCCUCUUCAACAAGGUGGUGAACCUGCAGUACAGCGAGGUGCAGGACCGCGUGAUGCUGACCGGCAGACACAUGGUGCGAGACGUCAGCUGCAAGAACUGCAACAGCAAGCUGGGCUGGAUCUACGAGUUCGCCACCGAGGACAGCCAGCGCUACAAGGAGGGCCGCGUGAUCCUGGAGCGAGCGCUGGUGCGCGAGAGCGAGGGCUUCGAGGAGCACGUCCCGUCAGACGCGUCCUGAGAUCCAGCGCUCUCCGUCACUCUCAGAUGAUAGAUUCACCGAUAAACAUGCACAGCGGGUCGAGAGCUUCAGAUGCACAAACAAACGCGGCACGUAACGACCAGAUCAUCUGCUCACCGACGGAUGGCAGUUCAGAUUAUUUGACAGAAAUGCAUGUCUUUUCCCGUGUUUCACACAUAUUCUUCUGUAAGUAUGGAGUUCUGUCUGUGCCAAAAGUGUAGACUGCUUUGUCGAUGUCUGCUGUUUAUUGCUGUUGUUUUUGUCCAUGCUUUAGGAGUUUGUGCUCUCAGUGAAUGUUCUGUAUGGAUAUCCAUAUAAACAAACAGAACAUAAUACUCUGAAUAUUAUGACGAUAUAGAUGAUGUCUAUAGAUUGGUUAAUGCAAAAAGUUUGAGAGAACUCUUACUGGGAAAAUCUAAUUCUGUUUAUGUGGAUGUUUGUAAAAUAUUACAGAAUAUAAAGCAUAGCACUGAACUGAAGAAAGGACAUGAAACAACAGCACUAACAGCAGACAGACUAAUAUCAUGUACCAUCCAGUCGAGACUUUUGGCACAAACCUAACUCCAUACACAGAGAAGAUCUCUGGUGUUAGUAUUAGUGCUGUUGGAAUAACAUCUCCACCUUCACCGGGAAACCAAGGGUUAAUGAAUGCACCGGAUGAAAUUACGUAGAUUUCUCCACAGAUUCUCUGUUUGUUUCCUUAAAAGUUGAGGACAGUUGUAAAGCCUUCUUUAUCCUGUUUUAAUAACUCCUCUGUUUCUGCAUCUGUGGUUUCUCUACGCUCUCGUGAGCAAAGAGGUUCAGGAUUACAGUCUGAAGAGAUCUGAAGGUCUUUCUCACUCGAUCUGUGAUCUGUUAUUAAAAAGCAAGCCUGUAUUAGAUCACACACUCUGUGUUUGUAUCUCUGCACUGUUAGAAACCACCUGGCCGUGAUCUGAAGUGUGUUAUCAUCCACUGAUUCUCGUGUUCAUUUGUGAUUUCUUCAAGAUUUUGUGGUUUUGUUGGGUCUCUAAAUCUCCUCAGUUCUGCUGAAUUUUAAGGUCAGCAUGCUGAACUUUAUUGUACUGUUACUCUGAGCAAAUUCCUCACAUACUUCUGAUCGAAGAGUGUUUCUGCUUCUCUGUAUCGGUCCUUUGAUUGAAGCCGCUUCUGUUCAUUAUCGUGUUCCAGAGCUCAGUUGUGUAUUCAGCAUGAGGUUCAUUGUGUUAUAUUUGAUGUCUGACCAUAAGAAUAAAUCAUUUCCUAAAGUGGAA